This is a messenger RNA of Puccinia graminis f. sp. tritici CRL 75-36-700-3, 2574 nucleotides long. RefSeq names its product 3-methylcrotonyl-CoA carboxylase alpha subunit. The transcript has 15 exons. Gene Ontology annotation, molecular function: methylcrotonoyl-CoA carboxylase activity; ATP binding; metal ion binding. The record is from RefSeq and is a predicted model, not a curated record. Lineage: Eukaryota; Fungi; Basidiomycota; Pucciniomycetes; Pucciniales; Pucciniaceae. Bases 1 to 2574 code for a protein of 857 amino acids. Gene Ontology annotation, cellular component: mitochondrion.
AUGUGUUUGAUGGUCCGUCUCUUAUCGAGUGCUGUAAUUGUUGCCCUUUCCCGAGCGGCAAUCGCUGAUUGGCUUGUGCCUGGUUUAGCUUGGAGUUCCCAGGUCAACUCGAAACCAUUGUUCAAGAAGAUCUUGAUUUCUAAUCGUGGUGAAGUGGCUUGUCGAAUCAUUCGCACGGCCAGAAAGUUAGGCGUCAAAACUGUGGCCAUUUACUCUGAUGCAGAUCGAGAAUCGCGACAUGUGAAAAUGGCUGACGAGGCCUAUCGAGUUGGCCCGGCUCAAUCAACAGACAGCUACUUGAAUAUCGAAAAGAUUGUGGAACUUUGUAUCCGGAGUGGUGCCCAAGCUGUUCAUCCUGGCUGGGGUUUUCUGUCGGAACGUGCCGAGUUUGCCGAAAAGUUAAAGCAAUCCGGAAUUGUAUUUAUUGGUCCCCCCAGUUCGGCCAUCAUUAGUAUGGGAUCCAAAAGUCAAUCGAAAGAGAUCAUGAUUUCGGCUGGAGUGCCCUGUGUUCCAGGCUACCAUGGUAAAAAUCAGGACCCCGGAUUUUUAAAGAGUGAAGCAGAUAAAAUGGGAUAUCCGGUUCUGAUCAAAGCCAUAAAGGGUGGCGGUGGAAAAGGGAUGAAAAUUGUCUUUGAGCCGUCCGAAUUUCAAUCUCAAUUGGAAAGCGCCCAGCGAGAAGGCGAGCAAAGCUUUGGUGAUGGUACCGUGCUCCUGGAGAAAUAUUUGCUCAAUCCGAGGCAUGUGGAGGUUCAGAUAUUUGGCGACCUGCAUGGAAACUAUGUCUAUCUCUAUGAGCGGGAUUGCUCUGUGCAAAGAAGGCAUCAAAAAAUUAUCGAAGAGGCUCCUGCACCAGGUCUAAGUUUGGAACAAAGAACAAAACUUGGUGAAAAGGCAGUGGCUGCAGCUAAAGCUGUUCAGUACGUGGGCGCCGGUACGGUUGAGUUCAUAUUAAUGUCGACUGGAGACUUCUAUUACAUGGAAAUGAAUACCAGAUUGCAAGUAGAGCACCCGAUCACCGAAAUGAUUACUGGUCAAGACCUGGUCCAGUGGCAAUUGGAAAUCGCAUCGGGAAACCCUAUUCCGUUACCGCAAAGUCAAAUACCAUGCAUUGGCCACGCUUUUGAGGCUCGGAUCUAUGCUGAAAACCCUCGACGAAACUUUUUGCCAGACGUUGGCCCACUCAUUCAUGUUAAGACACCCAAGGAAAGUAAAUCAGUUCGAGUUGAAACUGGUGCAGAAAGUGGAGACGAGAUAAGCGUUUACUAUGACCCCAUGAUUGCCAAGUUGGUUGUUCAUUCACCGAAAGACAGAACUUCAGCACUUACUCUUUUGCAUAAAAAACUCGAAGAGUAUCAAGUCGUCGGACCGUCCACAAAUAUUGAAUUUCUCAAGAGUCUCAGUAGUCAUCCGGCCUUCAUAGCUGGUGAAGUGGAAACCGGCUUUAUCGAAAAACAUAACGAACAACUUUUCCCACCUUUGUCUGACCGGCCUCCAGAAGAAACUCUCAUUAAUGCGACCAUUUGUUCUGCAUUGCAGGAGAUUAAAGCCCGGCAACGGAGAGCAUCAGCGGGACAAGCAAACAAUCCUUGGGACACGCUGCAUGGAUGGAGACUUGGGGGGCAAAAAAUCUCUCGCCAGUAUGAGUUUAACAUGAUGCCGGCUGAUUCUUUAUCGCCUAACAGUUUACCCUUAUUGGACCCCAUGGGAUUGCCAAUCGUCGGACCGUCCACAAAUAUUGAAUUUCUCAAGAGUCUCAGUAGUCAUCCGGCCUUCAUAGCUGGUGAAGUGGAAACCGGCUUUAUCGAAAAACAUAACGAACAACUUUUCCCACCUUUGUCUGACCGGCCUCCAGAAGAAACUCUCAUUAAUGCGACCAUUUGUUCUGCAUUGCAGGAGAUUAAAGCCCGGCAACGGAGAGCAUCAGCGGGACAAGCAAACAAUCCUUGGGACACGCUGCAUGGAUGGAGACUUGGGGGGCAAAAAAUCUCUCGCCAGUAUGAGUUUAACAUGGUGCCGGCUGAUUCUUUAUCGCCUAUGAGCCCACCCUGCUCGGUCAACUUGGGAUUCUCCGGUGUCGGCAAUUCAUCAAGAACAGUGGAUUUCGAUAUCAACCUUGCUCCACUCGAAUCUGAGGGCAAUGAAUCCUCUCAUCAAGUGAAAACGUACUUGGAUACUGCUAGUAACUCUGACAAUACAAUUACUUCGAUUGUUAAUGGCAAGCGGGAUGUUGUCGUGCAUGUUGCGCAAGGCGAUCACUCGGGAGCCUUCAGCAAAAGGCAUCACGUUUUUAGUGGUGACACUGUUACGUCACUGGGGAUCCCAUGGCCGAGGUGGAUAAAGGAUUCGAAAGGAGAGGAAUCCGACAUGGGUCUUGCUGGUAACGCAGUUCAGGCGGUCAUGCCUUCGAAAGUCAUCAAGGUGAUGGUGGCUCCAGGCGAUAAGGUCAAAGCUGGCGACGGACUCAUUGUGGUGCUGAGGGCCUCGAAGGACGGAACCGUUUCCGAUGUUAAAGCUCAAGUUGGCGAUAUGGUCAAGCAAGGCGAGACUCUGGUGGUCUUAUCCCCAGAAGAAUAA